AUGCCUCGUGGACUCAAUGCGGCGCGCAAGCUGCGCAUGAACCGUAAGGACCAGAAGUGGGCCGAUCUCGGAUACAAGAAGCGUGCCCUCGGUACCGCUUUCAAGUCCUCCCCCUUCGGUGGUUCCUCCCACGCCAAGGGCAUCGUCCUCGAGAAGGUCGGUGUCGAGGCCAAGCAGCCCAACUCCGCUAUCCGAAAGUGCGUUCGUGUUCAGUUGAUCAAGAACGGCAAGAAAGUCACUGCUUUCGUCCCCAACGACGGUUGCUUGAACUUCGUCGACGAGAACGACGAGGUCCUCCUGGCCGGUUUCGGUCGCAAGGGCAAGGCCAAGGGUGAUAUUCCCGGUGUCCGUUUCAAGGUCGUCAAGGUCUCUGGUGUCGGUCUGCUCGCUCUGUGGAAGGAGAAGAAGGAGAAGCCCAGAUCCUAA
Colletotrichum abscissum is the source of this 426-nucleotide messenger RNA. RefSeq names its product ribosomal protein S12. The coding region runs from base 1 to 426 and encodes 141 amino acids. NCBI's taxonomy places the organism in Eukaryota, Fungi, Ascomycota, Sordariomycetes, Glomerellales, Glomerellaceae. Gene Ontology annotation, biological process: translation. Gene Ontology annotation, cellular component: ribosome; cytosolic small ribosomal subunit. The transcript is spliced from 2 exons. Gene Ontology annotation, molecular function: structural constituent of ribosome. The record is from RefSeq and is a predicted model, not a curated record.